Messenger RNA from Canis lupus familiaris (dog), 7624 nucleotides. RefSeq names its product nucleoporin 214 (gene NUP214). NCBI's taxonomy places the organism in Eukaryota, Metazoa, Chordata, Mammalia, Carnivora, Canidae. The transcript is spliced from 36 exons. The record is from RefSeq and is a predicted model, not a curated record. The coding region runs from base 113 to 6382 and encodes 2089 amino acids. Gene Ontology annotation, biological process: RNA export from nucleus; protein import into nucleus. Gene Ontology annotation, cellular component: nuclear pore. Gene Ontology annotation, molecular function: structural constituent of nuclear pore; protein binding.
CGGCGAGAGGGAAGGAAGUUGGCCUGCGAGCGGCCGGGGCUGAGUGGGGGCUGAGUGGGGGCAAGGCCGCGGGCGGCAGCGGCGGCUGCUUCGAACAACUAAGCGUGGCGCGAUGGGAGACGAGAUGGAUGCCAUGAUCCCCGAGCGGGAGAUGAAGGAUUUUCAGUUUAGAGCACUGAAGAAGGUGAGAAUCUUUGACUCACCUGAGGAGUUGCCCAAGGAUCGCUCAAGUCUGCUUGCCGUGUCCAACAAAUAUGGCCUGGUCUUUGCUGGUGGAGCCAGUGGGUUGCAGAUUUUUCCUACCAAAAAUCUUCUGAUUCAAAAUAAACCUGGUGAUGAUCCCAAUAAGAUAGUUGAUAAAGUUCAAAGCUUGCUGGUUCCCAUGAAAUUCCCGAUACAUCACCUGGCUUUGAGCUGUGAUAACCUCACACUCUCCGUGUGCAUGAUGUCCAGUGAAUAUGGUUCCAUUAUCGCUUUUUUUGAUGUUCGCACAUUUUCAAAUGAGGCUAAACAGCAAAAACGCCCAUUUGCCUAUCAUAAGCUUUUGAAAGAUGCAGGAGGCAUGGUGAUCGAUAUGAAGUGGAACCCCACUGUUCCCUCCAUGAUGGCAGUUUGUCUGGCCGAUGGCAGCAUUGCUGUCCUACAAAUCACAGAAACAGUGAAAGUGUGUGCGACUCUCCCUUCCACAGUGGCAGUAACAUCUGUGUGCUGGAGCCCCAAAGGAAAGCAGCUGGCAGUGGGGAAGCAGAAUGGAACUGUGGUCCAGUAUCUUCCUACUCUGCAGGAAAAAAAAGUCAUUCCUUGCCCACCAUUUUAUGAGUCAGAUCAUCCUGUCAGAGUUCUGGAUGUGCUGUGGAUCGGUACUUAUGUCUUCACAAUUGUGUAUGCUGCUGCGGAUGGGACCUUGGAAACUUCUCCAGAUGUGGUGAUGGCUCUCCUCCCGAAAAAAGAAGAAAAACACCCAGAGAUAUUUGUGAACUUUAUGGAGCCCUGCUAUGGCAGCUGCACGGAGAGGCAGCACCAUUACUACCUCAGUUACAUUGAAGAAUGGGAUUUAGUGCUGGCAGCAUCUGCAGCUUCAACAGAAGUCAGUAUCCUUGCUCGACAGACAGAUCAGAUUAAUUGGGAAUCUUGGCUCCUAGAGGAUUCCAGUCGAGCUGAACUGCCUGUGACAGACAAGAGUGAUGACUCGCUGCCUGUGGGAGUUGCCAUAGACUAUACUAAUCAAGUGGAAAUCACCCUCAAUGAUGAGAAAACUCUUCCUCCUGCUCCAGUUCUUAUGUUACUUUCAACAGACGGUGUGCUCUGUCCAUUUUAUAUGAUCAAUCAAAAUCCCGGGGUUAGGUCCCUCAUCAAGAUGCCAGAGCGGCUCUCGUUAGAAGGAGAGCGACAACCCAAGUCGUCAGGCAGUACUCCCACUACGCCAACCUCCUCUCAAGCCCCACAGAAGCUCGACACGCCAACCCCUGCAGCUCCAGUCUCUGGCCCACCUUCGUCACUGGCUGCCUCCCCCUCCACCUUCUCUGUGCCUUCUGCUGUUGGAGCCCCUGCCGUGUUCUCCUUUGGUUCUUCAUCCUUGAAGUCAUCUGGUUCUGUCCCAGGGGAGCCCCCUCCAUAUUCCAGUGGCUCUGUCGCAUCCACCUUUUCUUUUGUUCCCCCUCCUCAAGCCUCCCUAGUGCCCACCCCUGUGGCCUCUCCCAUGACACCAUCUGCAACCUCGUUCUCCUUUGGAUCCUCGGGGUUUAAGCCUACCUUGGAAAGCACGCCGAUGCCAAGUGUCUCUGCUCCAAAUAUAGGACUGAAGCCUGCUUUCCCACCCUCAGCCUCUGCAGUCAAGGUCAACCUUAGUGAGAAGUUCACUGCAGUGGCUCCCUCCGCUCCUGCCAUCAGCUCCCAGGGUGCACCCGCGCUGCCGUUCCCCUCCACCUCCAAGCCAGCCGCUUCUGGACCCCUCAACCACCCCACGCCCCUCUCAGCACCACCGGGCUCCGUGUCUUCAAAGUCCUCAGUCUCCCCCUCGGCAUCAGCAGGGCGGUCUGCUCAGGGCAGCCCAAGCCCAGUGCCCUCAAUGGUACAGAAGUCACCCAGGAUAACCCCUCCAGUGGCAAAGUCAGGCUCUCCUCAGGCAAAAUCACUUCAGCCUCCUGUUUCAGAAAAGCAGGGACAUCAGUGGAAAGAGUCAGAUCCCGUAAUGGCUGGAAUCGGGGAGGAGAUUGCACACUUUCAGAAGGAGCUGGGGGAGCUGAAAGCCCGGACUUCCAAGGCCUGUUUCCAAGUGGGCACUUCGGAGGAGAUGAAGAUGCUGCGAACAGAAUCUGAUGACUUGCACACCUUUCUUUUGGAGAUCAAAGAGACCACAGAGUCUCUUCAUGGAGAUAUCAGUACCCUGAAAACGACUUUACUUGAGGGCUUUGCUGGUGUUGAAGAAGCCAGAGAACAAAACGAGAGGGAUUGUGACUCUGGGUAUCUGCACUUGCUCUAUAAGAGACCAUUGGAUCCCAAGAGUGAAGCCCAGCUCCAGGAAAUUCGGCGCCUUCAUCAAUAUGUGAAAUUCGCUGUCCAAGAUGUGAAUGAUGUGCUAGACUUAGAAUGGGAUCGACAUUUGGAACAAAAGAGAAAACAAAAGCGCUUGCUUGUGCCAGAGCGAGAAACACUAUUUAACACCCUAGCCAACAACCGGGAAAUCAUCAACCAACAGAGGAAGAGGUUGAAUCACCUGGUGGACAGUCUCCAGCAGCUCCGUCUCUAUAACCAAACCUCCCAGUGGAGCCUUCCCUCGGAUGUCACCUCCCAGAGCGGCACUCCUGGUUUUGACAGUGAUCUCGAGAGUCUUCGUAAUGCUUUGUUGAAAACUACCAUAGAAUCUCACACCAAGCCCUUGUCCAGAGUGCCAGCUAAGCUGUCCCCUGUGAAACAAACCCAACUGAGAAACUUCUUGGCCAAGAGAAAGACCCCCCCAGUGAGAUCCACUGCUCCAGCCAGCCUGUCCCGGUCAGCCUUCCUGUCACAGAGAUACUAUGAAGACUUGGAUGAAGCCAGCUCUACGUCGUCCGUCUCUCAGUCUUUGGAGAGUGAAGACACGCGGGCGUCUAAAGAUGAUGACACAGUGGCACAGGUCCCACGGCAUGCGCCUGUGGUUCGCACCCCUUCCAUCCAGCCUGGUGUCUUGCCGCAGGCAGUGCCUUUUGCUAAAUCUCACCUGAUUCAUGGUUCACCUGGCGUGAUGGGAACAUCCAUGUCGACGUCUGCUAGCAAAAUUAUUCCUCAAGGGGCUGAUAGCACAAUGCUGGCAACAAAAACCGUGAAGCAUGGUGCCCCUGGUCCUUCCCACAGCCUCUCAGCCCCCCAGGCAGCUGCCGCUGCAGCACUGAGACGUCAGAUGGCCAGCCAAGCACCAGCUGUAAGUACUUUGACUGAAUCAACUCUGAAGAAUGUCCCUCAAGUGGUAAAUGUGCAGGAACUGAAAAAUAAUCCUACAGCCACCUCUGCAGCGAUGAGUUCUUCGGUGCCAUACUCUUCAGCCAAGACACCUCACCCUGUGAUGACCCCAGUAGCUGCUAACCAGGCUAAGCAGGGAUCUCUAAUAAAUUCCCUGAAGCCAUCGGGGCCCACGCCAGUGUCCAGUCAGUUGUCAUCUGGUGAUAAAGCUUCAGGGCCAGGGGCAGCCAAGAUAGAAACAGCUGUGACUUCUCCUCCGCCUGCUGCUGGGCAGCUCAGCAAGUCGUUCUCAUUUUCUCCAGCAGGGACUGGCUUUAAUUUUGGGAUAAUCACACCAACCCCGUCUUCUAACGUCACCGUCACACAAGGGGCAGCACCCCCCACUAAAGAGUCACACCAGCUCGACGCAUUCUCCUUUGGCGGGGGAGGCAAAACUUUUUAUGAGCCAGGUACUGAAAGCUCCCCACCCUCGGGGAUGGCAGCGCCACACAGCUCUGGAGCCACCACCACCUCUCCUGCGGAGCCUGCGCCUUCCAGUGGCCGACCUGCAGCACCUUCUGGACUUGCUGCCUCUACUGCCUCUGGCAAGCUGGAAACUCCACCAUCCAAGUUGGGAGAGCUUCUGUUUCCAAGUUCUUUGGCUGGAGAGACCCUGGGAAGUUUUUCAGGACUGCGCGUCGGCCAAGCAGAUGAUUCUACAAAACCAACCAUUAAGGCUUCAUCCACAAACCUGACUGGUGUGCAGCCGGCCAAGACUUCAACCGUCCCCUCGGGGUUUAGUUUUACUGGCCCUCCCCUGGUAGGGAAGCAUGCAGAGCCCCCCGUGACCUCCUCUGUGACCACCACUGCAGGGGCACCAGCGGCAGCUGGCACAAGCACUAGCAGCUCCUCAACUGGCAUCUUUGGCGGCCUGCCCCUCACCAGUGCAGGAUCCUCAGGGAUAAUGGGUUUUGGUGGGAUGACCCCAGGUGGUAGCAAGACGAGUUUUUCCUUUGGCAACCAACAGACGAGUAGUAUGGUACCCCCACCUACCCCCCCAUCAGCAACAACUGCCACCCCCCUUCCUACCGCAUUCCCCACAUUGUCCUUUGGUAGCCUCCUGAAUUCAGCAUCUGCUCCCACCCUGCCUGUGGCCUCUGGGAAAAGCACAGAGGAAUCCACGUCAUCAGCUUCUCCUGAGAAGCCAGACAACAGUGAGGUCUCAGCCUCAACAAGCUCGCUUCUGGGGCCGCAGCCGUCAACCUCACUUCCCCAGGCUCCUCUGCAGACUUCCGACUCUGUUAAAAAAGAAGCUGCUGUGGCUCAGCCUGCAGCCAGCAGCCCUGGCCCUGCAGGCUCCAAUACCAGUCUCAUAGCACCUGGUGCCGAGGCCGCUCCAGCUGCCCCCACAGUCCCCGAUGUCAGGACGGAAUCAGCGUCUCCCACCUCAACGCUCUCAGCAACUGGGCAGAGCACUGUCACGGCUGCUGCAGUCCCCAGCGUGGUCCCUGUGGCCAUUGAAACCCCAGGUCCCCCUGUAACCUCCAGCUCUGUUUCCAGUGUUGCUCCAAGCCCAGUCACAGAGACACCAGUGUUUGGGACUGCCACCGCGGGCUCAUCUGUCUUCACUCAGCCCCCCGCUGCCAGUUCUAGCUCAGCUUUCAGUCAGCUCCCCAGCAACACGGCCACUGCCCCCUCGACCACCCCUGUGUUUGGGCAGGCGGCCGUCAGCACCGCACCAAGCCUGUUUGGGCCACAGACUGGCAGUGUAGCCAGCACGGCAGCCGCCACACCUCCGGUCAGCAGCUCAGGCUUUGGCAGCCCUGCCUUCGGCACCUCAGCCACCGGGGUCUUUGGACAGACGACGUUUGGACAGGCUCCGGCCUUUGGGCAGUCCACCAGCAGCCCUGCAAGUGGCUUUUCCUUCAAUCAGCCUGGGUUCAGCUCUGGGCCUGCUUUUGGCCAGUCCGCAUCUUCCACCUCCACGUCUGCCAGUGGGAAUGUCUUUGGUGCCUCCUCAAGUACCAGUAGCUCCAGCUCCUUCUCGUUUGGACAGUCUUCUGCCAACACAGGAGGGGUGCUAUUUGGCCAGAGCAACCCUCCCGCGUUUGGGCAGAGUCCUGGCUUCGGGCAGGGAGGCUCUGUGUUUGGUGGCACCUCUGCCACCACCACAACGGUGGCGUCAUCCUCUGGGUUUAGCUUUUGUCAAGCUUCAGGUUUUGGGUCUAGUAAUACUGGUUCUUUGUUUGGUCAAGCAACCAGUACUGGCGGAACAGUCUUUGGCCAGCAGCCCUCUUCCAGUGGGAGUGUGUUUGGGUCUGGAAACACUGGAAGAGGGGGAGGUUUCUUCAGUGGCCUUGGAGGGAAACCCAGCCAGGAUGCAGCCAACAAAAACCCAUUCAGCUCAGCCAGCGGGGGCUUUGGAUCUGCAGCCACCCCAAAUACCUCUAAUCUAUUCGGAAACAGUGGGGCCAAGACAUUUGGUGGAUUUGCCAGCUCAUCGUUUGGGGAGCAGAAACCUGCAGGCACUUUCAGCUCUGGAGGAGGAAGUGUGGCAUCCCAAGGCUUCGGGUUCUCUACUCCAAAUAAAACAGGUGGCUUCGGUGCUGCUCCAGUGUUUGGCAGCCCUCCUACUUUUGGGGGAUCCCCUGGGUUUGGAGGGGUGCCAGCAUUCGGUUCAGCCCCAGCCUUUACAAGCCCUCUGGGCUCGACGGGAGGCAAAGUGUUCGGAGAGGGUACUGCGGCUGCCAGCGCAGGAGGAUUCGGGUUUGGGAGCAGCAGCAAUACCACAUCCUUUGGCACCCUCGCAAGUCAGAACGCUCCGACUUUCGGAUCACUGUCCCAACAGACUUCUGGUUUUGGGACCCAGAGUGGGGGAUUCUCUGGCUUUGGAUCCAGCACAGGAGGAUUCAGCUUUGGAUCAUCUAACUCGUCUGUCCAGGGCUUUGGUGGCUGGAGAAGUUGAGUGGGUGUCCGUGUUCCUUUCCGAUCCUGAGACCAACCACGUUCUCAGCUCCUCUUCACUGAGCCACACUGGAGCAGUCCUCCACGUGGACAUUCGCACUGAAACACACACCCAGACAGAAACAGCAGAAACCAAAACUCUUGAGAUGCUUGAUCGCUUGUUCAUAUCUUUUCUAUUUCAUGUUGGUUAUUAUGGGUGCCCUCUCCCCACCGCCCCCCUCCCCGCUAUUAAACUCUGGUCCGUUUCCAUGCUGAAUAUAUGUGGGUUUUGUCAGGUCACAGCCUGGGAGAGGGGUUUCCUCAUUGCUGUGGCUCCGAGAAAACUUCCCAGCCUCCGGCCAACCAGCCAUGUAUAUAUCUUCAAGAUUGGCACCAGAAGUCAGCAGCAUCGGAGAUGGAUGCAUGAAGAGGGGGGGUGGAAGCUUCUCCUAUGACACCGACUCUCCUCGAGCCUUGGCCCUUGCCUACAGAAGAGACUGAGUGCUGGCCAGCCACCUUUGUGAGGCCAUAACUUGGGUAUCUCCUUUUCGUGUCCUUGCUCCUGUGGGACAUCCAGACCCUAGAGACACCAGCCUUGUGAUUGGGUGAAGGGCAGGGAACUCCCUUGUGCGGGCAUCAGCCAAGUCAGAAGAGCUCGUGGCACCUGAAAUCAAAGUGCAGGCAGCCAUGAGGCGAGCGUGGAAAACAGGCCAGUGCAUGCUGAUAACAAGGACACUGCCCUUGGACCAGCCCCGUCAGCUCAUCUUGUCGAGGUGGCUCUGGGUGCUUGUGUCCCGCAGCGGAUUUCUUUGACUCUGGAGAAGAGUGAUGGAGAAGAGCGCCUUUAUCUCCAGUGACAGUGACAUCGGCCACCCCGCCUGGUCCGCUGUCUGUUAACCACAGUGCAGAUAACCCCAGGACAGGCCUGCAGUUGAGACGACGCUGCUGUCACUGACACUGUGGCCACGUGUUUGCCAAGAUGGCAAAGGGCCCCCAACUUCCGUCUUAUCAAAGUGUGUGAAAUGCCAUAUCUUUUGGGUCUGGGCAUGUUUUACUUCUCAGGCCUAUGGUGUCCUAGGCAUUUGCUGACAAACAAGAACUGCUUCACAUCUAAAGCAGACGGGAGGAUUUGUCGUCUUUCAGGCCAGGAUGCAACCGUGCGUUGGCUCGGGUCACAGCAGGGGAGGGUCAGGAAGGAUUGUUCAAAGUUUUACAUCUUGGAAAAUUCUAUUUUAAAAUGUUUUAAUAAAAGUUUUCCAUGUGA